This is a messenger RNA of Musa acuminata AAA Group (dessert banana), 1365 nucleotides long. Its product is annotated as transcription repressor OFP1-like. The record is from RefSeq and is a predicted model, not a curated record. The transcript has a single exon. The coding region runs from base 442 to 1272 and encodes 276 amino acids. Gene Ontology annotation, biological process: negative regulation of DNA-templated transcription. Gene Ontology annotation, molecular function: DNA binding. Lineage: Eukaryota; Viridiplantae; Streptophyta; Magnoliopsida; Zingiberales; Musaceae.
UCUUCUUCUUCUUCACGCCCCUCUCUUUUCUCUCUAUUUAUCUCCCUCCACCCUCCAAAACCCAUACAAAUUUGACCCGAGAGAGAGAGAGAGAGAGAGAGAGAAUCCAUCUACUUGUGUAUGCUUAGCUCUUCCCCUAGAGAAGGUUAGCAACAGAGAGAGAGAGAGAGAAUCCAUCUGCGUGUAUGCAUAGCUCUUCCCCUAGAGAAGGUUAGCAACAGAGAGAGAGAGAGAGAGAGAGAGAGAGAGAGAGAGAGAGAAUCCAUCAACUUGUGUAUGCUUAGCUCUUCCCCUAGAGAAGGUUAGCAACACUACCUCACAACAAAAGAUAGGAGACCGAUGCAAGAUGGAAUCCAUAGGCUGUUCCCUGCUACCAUUUGCUGAGAUGAUUUAGUGUUUCUGUGAAGGAUAUCCUUCUCUUGGAGGAUUAAGUCACCAUAGAUGGGAAAUUAUAGGUUCAAGCUAUCUCAUAUCAUCUCCAACUCUUGGUUCUGCAAGCUUAAAGGUCUCGGCAGAGCCAAUAGAAGCCACAGCAUGCGGCACUCCAUGAAGAAAGGCUUGGCUUCUGCAUCAACUCUCCCUCCACUUCCACAGCCCAAGCAGCAUCACCACCUUCCCAACCGAGCCUCCUCCUACAUCCCCACCAUAGAGAGAGCAGAGACACCUGCUCGCUCCCCAGUCAACGCCAUGGCCUCUCCGGCAGACUGCCAUUGUUGCCGUCAUCAUCGUCGUCGCAGUUUAGCCUCUGUGUGCAACGCUGAAUCCAUGAUGCCUGAGAUCCCAAACAGUGACGGCUUCCAUGCCUCUUCCUUCGUCACCACGGCCGACAGCAGCUUGGAAGUGGCAUCGGAGCUCAACCUGCCUCCCAUACUAACAAAGCCAGUGAAGAAGGAAGUGCUAAAGCCUGCACCGCAUGACGCUCGUGUUUCCACUAAGCAUCAUCACGGGACAGCGGCAAGGAGAUCAGCAUCAGGAGUUCAUCGCAUUAGAAUCGGGCAGAACUCUCCCAGAGUUGAGAGCAGGAGGAAGAUGGCGAUGCGGCAGCGAAGAGCAGUGUCCGAGAGCUUGGUGAUCAUCAAGUCGUCCUCCAAUCCCCGCAGGGACUUCACCAAGUCGAUGGUGGAGAUGAUCGUGGAGAACAACCUGCACGAGCUGAAGGAUUUGGAGGAGCUGCUCGCUUGCUACUUGUCACUGAACUCCAAGGAGUAUCACGAAGACAUCAUCAAGGUUUUCGAGCAUGUUUGGUUUGCUCUAACUGAUCUUAGAAUGUAACGCUAUGUUCGGCUUCCAAGUUUUCUCCUUCUCCAUUGCAUGUGUUUGUUCCUUUGCCACCAUUGCUGGACAAUCACAAAGGAGAGAAGACUA